UCUCUCUACAGACGUCGACUUACAGAUGCUUAAAAUGAACCUAAGCCCCAUGAGUGUAGCCAGUCAGAGAGCUUCGACGGCAGCCAUGAGCACUUAUCCUUUUCCAUUUGCAAUCAAAGGAUUUCCUAGUGUCUUGCCGUCACAGUAUGGGGCCUACACAAUUGAAUACAUGACACCGAUCUCGAAAGAAAAAGAAGGCGAUGCUUCCAGGUACCCAUCAUACAUAUAUCCAUCGUCAGCCGGUGCCGCAGCUGCUACCUACAUGACAGCACCGAGUGUAAUCCUGCCUCAUUCGUCCUUGUCGCCAACAACAGCCGGACAAUAUGUAGAGUAUGCAUCUCCGCCAUACACAGGACAGUUUCCGAACGGAUACGAAGCCUACCCUUACUCUACGGCCACAAACGGCUACGUCACGCCCGCGGCCUAUACAUACGCUGUCCCACAGGCAAUAGCAGCCGGGGCUGGACAUUAUCCACACUUCCAGGCACAACAAAUCCAGGAAAGAUUGUAAAAUGAUACACAAACAAAAUUAAUUAAAAAAUAAAAAUCCACAAAAACAUAAAUAUAACAAUUUUUUCAAGAUGGUUCAAAAACAAUUAAAAUUACAACAUAAAACAUGAAAAAUAGGAGGAGAAUACAGAUCCGGAUUAAAGGAAAACAGGAACUGCUAAUCGUAUGUAAACUGUUAAUACCACAAAGAUAAUUAUGACAAGAAAACGAAGAAGGAAAUGAAAGAAUGUGACAGAAAA
Messenger RNA from Octopus sinensis (East Asian common octopus), 749 nucleotides. RefSeq names its product RNA-binding protein 24-A. Bases 26 to 511 code for a protein of 161 amino acids. Lineage: Eukaryota; Metazoa; Mollusca; Cephalopoda; Octopoda; Octopodidae. The record is from RefSeq and is a predicted model, not a curated record. The transcript has 4 exons.